Messenger RNA from Cladocopium goreaui, 1373 nucleotides. The record is from the annotation of a GenBank genome assembly. Lineage: Eukaryota; Dinophyceae; Suessiales; Symbiodiniaceae.
ACUCAGCACAGUAGUUCAUGGCUGAUUGGAUGGCGAACCAGCUUCCAAAAUGCCAGAAGCCGCUGAGGAACCCAAAGAUGCAAGCGAUGGCCACGAGGCGGAGAAGACCGCAGAAUCUGAGGUAGUGACCGCUGCAAAAGGUAAAGGGAAAGGCAAGGAGGAGAAGAAGAAAAGCAAGUUCUGGAUCUCUUGGGACUCCUUGGAGAGGCGACUCCAGUUGUCCAAAUGGGUUGCCUUCAGCUGCUCCAAGGACCACACUGCGAAGAUCUGGGAGUUGAACAGCAUGGAGUGCCGUGGUACACUGGCAGGAUUGCAUGAGGGAACAGUUCGAUGUGCAGUCAUCGACUGGAAGGAACUCAUGGUCAUCACUGGCUCAGAUGAUGGUUCCAUGUGCUUGUGGUCACUGGACCGCUGCGAAUGUAAAGAGCAAUGGCUCUCGAACAAACAUGGUCAGCAAACAUGUCUUGCUGCUGACUGGGAGAAUCAGCGUGCUGUCAGUGGUACUGCUCAAGGGAAGCUUUGCUUGUGGGAUUCCAAGAGACUUGCCCUCCUCAGUGUGGUGGCUGCACAUCCUGGAGCUCGCAUCAACAAAGUUUAUGUGGACGUUGUGAUCGGUUUGGCGGUGACGGCAGCUGAAGAUGGUAGAUGCCGUACCUGGGAUGUGACCGUGCCGGAGCUCACCUGUGUAGGCACUUUUGACAAACAUGGUGAAAGUGUCUCGAGCAUGGUGAUUGACUUCAACAAAAACCGCGUUAUGAGCGGUGCAACUGAUGGAUCUGUACAAUUCUGGCAUUUGAAAACGCGCUCGUCCAUUGCGUUGCUGAGUGGCCACACGGACAAGAUCAACAGCAUUGUCAUGGACCUGCAGAAGGCCAUCGCAGUUACGGCUUCAGAUGAUGAGACUGCUCGGGUUUGGGACCUCCAAAGUUUCGCCCCUUUGGGUGUUUUGGAAGGUCACACACUGGCAGUUCGUGACCUCACUGCGGAUUUCGAGGAGAUGAUUUGUGUCACCUGCUCGGAUGACACGACGAUGCGCAUUUGGGACCUGAUGGGACGAACAUGCAUUGCAGUACUGGAAGGGCAUGCAUCUCGUGUGACAUGUUUGCGCUCCAACUGGAAGCGGAAAUUGGUCCUGAGUGCUUCGGAUGACUACACACUGAAGCUUUGGGACAUUGAAAAGCAAUGGUGCGAGGAGACGUUCUGUGGCCACGCUGGAGCAAUCACAAUGCUAUGCUGAAGUCACAUUUGCUUGGAGCCCGUGUUUUCACGCUUCAGGUAACCCUUUGCAGAGCCAAAGAGCUGCAAAUUGGGCAGGGAUGCUCUGCGUGAAGAAGCGUGGGGUGCGACCUGUCUCAGCAUGCCGUGCCAAAGAA